Messenger RNA from Mangifera indica (mango), 2009 nucleotides. Its product is annotated as polyglutamine-binding protein 1. Lineage: Eukaryota; Viridiplantae; Streptophyta; Magnoliopsida; Sapindales; Anacardiaceae. Gene Ontology annotation, cellular component: cytoplasm; nuclear body. The transcript is spliced from 13 exons. Gene Ontology annotation, biological process: alternative mRNA splicing, via spliceosome. Gene Ontology annotation, molecular function: protein binding; ribonucleoprotein complex binding. The coding region runs from base 78 to 1502 and encodes 474 amino acids. The record is from RefSeq and is a predicted model, not a curated record.
UCAACGCAGCAAGGAUCAACCACAUUUUCUCAAAAAUUCUCGUUGGUAUCUAUCAGCAGCACCACUUACGAGCUCCGAUGGCUGAAGAAGAGACGCCAAUCGCCAAUUCCUAUGGAAGUUCGUCCAUCUAUAACUCUGUAACUACUGAUUUUGAAGCUGCUGCUCGAGAAGCCGUGCUUCGUGAACAAGAAAUCGAAACCCAGAAAAUCAUUCAAAGUCACAGAGGAGAAGAAGUUGUGGGUGUAGCUUCUAAGGAUGGUACAGACAUUUUGGCAGAACGAUGUGACCCCAAUGCUCUAAAAGAACAUCUACUGAAGAUGACCUCAGAACAUCGUGCAGAAAUGGCAUUAAAGCGCGGGAAACCUGCUAUUCCUGAACAAGGUAACCUGGAAAUAGGAAAUGGGUAUGGAGUACCUGGUGGAGGUGCUUAUUACAAUGCUCCAAGGCCUAAUAGAAAUUUGAGAGUUGGAAGUGAUGAGAUCGGUCAGAAAAAUUCUGAACUUGAUAAAGAGUCAGAUCAUAAGUCUGUCACUAAAGAAUUGCCUGAGUAUCUGAAGCAGAGAUUGAGAGCAAGGGGUAUCCUUAAAGAUGAUUCAAAAAAUGGCGAUCCUACAAAUAAUAAGAAGUUGGAGACGAGUUCAGCUCAACCCGUUGAUAGAGGAAAGUUGCCUACUGGGUGGGUGGAGGCAAAAGACCCUAACAGUGGUGCUUCAUAUUAUUACAAUGCGAGUACAGGGAAGAGUCAAUGGGAAAGACCUGUUGAAACAUUUUCUGUUUCGGAAAGUCAAUCAGUUGUACCCCUUCUGGGCAACUGGGUGGAGGCAGUUGAUGAAAGUAGCGGUCGGAAGUAUUACUACAAUAUGGAUAGCCAUGUGUCGCAAUGGGAGUAUCCUGGUUCAUCACAGCCUGUUGCGUCCCAGCAGACUGAAAACAUUAUUUCCAGAAAUGCAACUAAUGGGAUAUGGGAUAACCAAGCACCUGAGCUGGAGAAAUGCAUGCACUGUGGUGGUUGGGGAGUAGGCCUUGUUCAGAUGUGGGGUUACUGCAAUCAUUGCACACGAGUUCUCAAUCUUCCACAAUGCCAAUAUCUGUCAAGCAGUUUGAAUAACCAGCAGCAGACUAGCACUCCAAAUGCCAAAGAAGAAUCUGGCAAAAAGGCUCCCAAGCAGAGGUCCAAUUGGAAGCCUCCUAUGGGCAAAGGUAAUAGGAGAGAUAGCAGGAAGCGUGCAUAUGAUGAGGAUGAUGAACUAGAUCCCAUGGACCCAAGCUCUUACUCAGAUGCACCCCGUGGUGGCUGGGUUGUGGGCCUGAAAGGAGUGCAACCCCGGGCGGCUGAUACCACUGCCACGGGUCCUCUAUUCCAACAGCGUCCAUACCCGUCACCAGGAGCUGUUUUGAGGAAGAAUGCUGAAAUCGCUACAUUGUCCAAGAAAGGCGGCUCUCAUUUUACACCUAUUUCCAAGAAAGGGGAUGGGAGUGAUGGACUUGGUGAUGCUGACUGAGAUUUUGAUUUCAUUGGUAUGACUCUCAUAUCUUUGGCUCUACAGUCUUGAGAUAGUUGAAGCCUUGUGCUAUAUGCUAUCUUGACUUUGUCUAUGGUCAAGCCAAGGAUUUUACCUAUACAUGCACCACAUGUUGAUAAACAGUAGACAAACUUUUCACCUGAGCAUUCAUGGCGACAAUUAACAAUGGAAAUUAACUCAGAUACUAAAACGAUGAACUUUUGAGAGAGGGUUUCUAUAUUUGUGUUGGGUGGUUGAUGCUAUUCACCAUCAUGGCUUCAUCAAAUGGUGGAAAGCCUUGAAUUUAGACAAGUCUCGGCCUUUUCUAUCAGCAUAUUUGAGUUAACUCAGCUUACAAGUUUAGAAUUUAGUAGAAGAUCUAUUAUUGCAUAUUUUGUACCUGCAGUUGAUGGAUUUGUUUGGAAUUCUGUAAAAGGAAAAUCUAUAAAUUUUUAUUUGAUGAAAUGUAUAUGUGGAGAGAGAAAAAAGGUAGAACUAAUUUGAUUA